Messenger RNA from Drosophila grimshawi, 1671 nucleotides. RefSeq names its product AP-3 complex subunit mu-2 (gene carmine). The coding region runs from base 147 to 1394 and encodes 415 amino acids. The record is from RefSeq and is a predicted model, not a curated record. Lineage: Eukaryota; Metazoa; Arthropoda; Insecta; Diptera; Drosophilidae. The transcript is spliced from 6 exons. Gene Ontology annotation, biological process: intracellular protein transport; endocytosis. Gene Ontology annotation, cellular component: clathrin adaptor complex; cytoplasmic vesicle.
AAAUGCAAUAGCUCUGUUAACUUUACGUUGUUGUGUUGUACUUUGUGUUUUUAGUAUUUCCAUUUGUUCAACACGUAAACAAUUUGUUUGUAUGCCAAACGCAAUCGAGACAAACAUAUGCGUAAAUAGUCAGUAAAUCACAAAAUAUGAUACACAGCCUGUUCAUAGUCAACAGCAGCGGGGAGGUUUUUCUGGAGAAGCAUUGGCGCUCGGUUGUCUCGCGCUCCGUUUGCGAAUACUUUCUCGAUGCGCAGCGUGCAGCGCCAUACGAUGUGCCGCCCGUCAUUGCCACGCCCCACUACUAUUUGAUUACGGUGCAGCGGGAGAGCGUCUCUCUGGUGGCAGCCUGCAAGCAGGAAGUGCCGCCAUUGUUCGUCAUCGAGUUUCUGCAUCGCGUCGUCGACACGUUCCAGGACUAUUUCGGCGACUGCUCCGAGUCUGUGAUAAAGGACAACUAUGUGGUCGUCUACGAGCUGCUCGACGAAAUGCUCGACAAUGGCUUCCCCCUUGCCACCGAGAGCAACAUACUCAAGGAGCUCAUCAAGCCGCCAAACAUAUUGCGCACCAUCGCCAACACAGUCACCGGCAAGAGCAACGUCAGCACCACUCUGCCCUCGGGCCAACUGUCGGCCAUUCCCUGGCGACGCAGCGGCGUACGUUAUACCAACAACGAGGCCUACUUCGAUGUCAUCGAGGAGGUGGAUGCCAUCAUUGACAAAUCCGGUUCCACGGUCUUUGCCGAGAUACAGGGUCAUAUCGACUGCUGCAUUAAGCUCUCAGGCAUGCCCGAUCUGACGUUGUCGUUUAUGAAUCCGCGUCUCUUUGACGACGUCUCGUUUCAUCCGUGCGUGCGCUUCAAGCGCUGGGAAGCGGAACGCUUGCUCUCCUUUAUACCGCCCGAUGGCAACUUUCGCCUGAUGUCUUAUCACAUUAGCUCGCAGUCUGUGGUCGCCAUACCCAUCUAUAUACGGCACAAUUUUUCCAUUAAGACCGGCGAACAGGGUCGUCUCGAUUUGACAAUUGGGCCACGGAACACGCUCGGCCGGACGGUGGACAAAGUGAAGCUGGAGCUGACGAUGCCCAAUUGUGUGCUGAACUGCCUGCUAACGCCCAAUCAGGGUAAAUACACCUUCGAUUCGGUGAGCAAAACACUUUCCUGGGAUGUCGGACGCGUCGAUGUCUCCAAGUUGCCCAACAUUCGCGGCUCGGUAUCGAUAAUGCCCGGCAGCACCAACAUUGAUGCCAAUCCGUCCAUCAAUGUGCAAUUCCAAAUCUCACAGUUGGCCGUUUCGGGAUUGAAGGUCAAUCGGCUGGACAUGUAUGGCGAGAAGUAUAAGCCCUUUAAGGGCGUCAAAUAUUUAACCAAAGCAGGCAAAUUCCAGGUGCGCAUGUAGCUGCAUGCCCCACACGCCCCAGCCGAGCCAGGCCUCUCCUCACAGCUUUAAUUAAGUGUAAAAAGAAGAACAAAAGAAAAUGAUUUCUUUAAGUAUAAUGUGCAAGAAAUGAUUCGAAUUCGAUUUCGAAUUCUACUGCUAUUUCUAUUUUGAAUUAUUUUAACGAUUAAUCGCUUAUGUUGUAUGCUAUUCAGACUUAAAAACAAAGAAAGAAAAAGAGAACUGUGUCAAAUAAUGCAAGACGUUUCGGGUGUUUUAUUAAAAUGCACUUGCUAAU